AUGGAAGAACAAAUCCAGCAAACCACAAAACAGGUGCUCGUGGGGGCUGGCCACCUUCUGGCGUUUCUUAGUCAACAGGGCGUGCCCAUGAAACCUCUCCCCAACCCUCCCACGCUGCUGCAGUCGCAAAUGGACAAGUCUGUGGCCGGCUUCAACUCUGCAUUGGACCACAUGAGUGUCAACAUUGAGUCAGCUCUGGAGUUUCUGGAGCUCGAAAAGCACCGGCUAGGGCUGGUUCAGAAUGAAAAGGUCAAGGCCGAGUCCGAGCCCGAGGUGACCGUGAAGACGGAGCCUGCGGAAACGGAAGACUCCAAGGAGUUCACCAUCGAUGGCAUGGACGCAUCACACGCCAUUGACCUAGACGGCGCAUUCGACGACUUUGGCAGCAACGACGUGGAUAUCAACGCCAUGCUAGGCGAUGGCAAGGACGGAAACAAGGACGGAAUCAUGAUGGACGACGAGCUGUCCAACCUCCUGGCGGAUGGAGAAAACGGAGGCGGAAACAACGCAGGCAACACUACGGGAAUCGCAGACGACGAUAUGGAGGGGCUGUUUGGGGACGGCUUUGAUUUCGUCUCGUAUGAUCAAUAA
Molecule: messenger RNA, 591 nt
Organism: Yarrowia lipolytica CLIB122
Lineage: Eukaryota; Fungi; Ascomycota; Dipodascomycetes; Dipodascales
Source: RefSeq, a predicted model, not a curated record